CACUGGUUUUCGUGUGUUUUAUCUUGUAACUACAGUGAGCAUAUACGCCUUUCUAUUAUAUAUUCAUUGUUCAAAUUUUAAUGGCAACAAUAGUCCGAUUCUAGUCGAAAUGACAAUUAUCAAAUUGAUAGAUAUAUUUGAUUAUGUUUAAACGUGAUACUUUUUAUAACAAUAGUAUAAUUAUCUAUUUUACAUUUUCUUUCGUUUAGACGUAACUGCUCCAUAAAUAUCCCAAUUUUCUGUUUACCGUUUUGCAUCUCCACAAGAAACUUCAAAAAAUAACGAUAAUUUCGUUAUGUGUGAUAAAAAUGAAAAACACAAAUCAACUCCACCGGCUACGAAUAGAAAAAUACGAAAUCCGUUCGACAAACAUUUGAUAGAUAAACUUCACAAACCAAUAUGCAGUCCGGGCAUGUGCAAGAUAUACAAGAAAAAGAGCAGUGGUUCUUUCCGUUGGGAUAUAGACCAAGCAUGUACAUUAGUGCCCGAGGACAUCGUAGCGUGCAACAGCCAAUUUGAACCGUCUCCAGAUCCGGCUCUCGAAAGAAUCGCCGAGGAGGCGACUGACAAAUUUUUCUCCCAAGAAAUGGUAAUGCCUAGUCCUCUUGAAUCUUCCAAAAAAAUAAAACCACUGUUGCAAACAUCCUCCGAAAGCUGUGUCCAAAUAAGCAGCAUCACUAGUGAAGAAGUUGUUUUAACUAGAGAAGUUUCAGCUCAAACAGUAUUAACUCUACCACCAGAGCUGCCUCCAGAAGUAGAGAAAAUACUACAAAGUUUUUGCACUUUUACCCAGGAUCAAAACAUAUCAGGUGAAUAUGAAAUCACAGCGAAUGGGUCACUUCGUCGUAAAUUAUUCUUUGAGGAACACAGUGAUAUGGACCAUUAUGAUUCAGAGCAAACUGAUGAUGAAAUACAUGUGGAACAGAGACCCCCAUCUAGCUAUGAAUCUCACACACCAGUGGCAUUUAGUCCUGACCUGAGCCAAAAUCUAGUCGCAAAAGGGAUGAAGCGAACUUUUGGCACACCUCUGAAGAAAGGUUUACCUGCUACUACAAAGCCUUGUUAUCGUAACAAGAUUUUGGAUGUUGUGGAUUUUGGGGAGCCAUGCUUUAGUCCUAUUGAAUUUAGAACACCUAUACGGAAUGAUCAGCGAUCGGCUACGUCGUCGUCUUUGGCCUCUGCUUCAAUUUCACCAGUUACCAAAGCAGCUUCCAGUGAUGAAGAGAAGAACAACUUUACCUCACCUGAGUCUGAAUCAAUGGCUACAUGUCUUGAUUGUGUCUCUGUACCAAAGGCGAAUAAGAAAGGUCCAUGUCUCUGUAAGCUAACACCGAACAAGAUAAAGAGAAGUGCAUCUCUAAAAGAGUCUCCACAAAGAAGCAGAAAAGGAUCAUUCUCUUUUUCAGAGAAACGCAGUCUUAGUUUGUCGAAUCUACAUCGCAGUCGGUCUGUGCAAAAACUUGAUUUCAGCAUGGACAUGAGCAUUGAUGGGUCGACACAAGAUCAAUCGCAAGCAGAUUCGGAAUCCAGUUUGCAACCAGACGCCCAAGCGACAUGGUCGAUUGUAGAAGAAACAAGCAUACACCAUCUCGUUGAUGUUGUUUCGUCUAAAGAGCGACUAACAGAUUUACGAUCAUCUACUAAAAUUCAGACUGUGAAUAUAUUGGAUGACACACCUAUUAAGGGAAAAUGUAAGAGCAAUGUGCUUUCGCAUGAAAUCAGCAAAAUUCGCGUGCCAAUGCCACUGAGCCCAUUGCAGAUGUCAUUGGACAGUAGUUUAGAUAAUAGCGACAACCCGCUCGGCUUGGAGGACAAGAAGAUAGAUUUUAACAAAGUUGAUCUCAAGUUUUUGACUGAAAAUGCGUAUAAAUUUGAUUUGACCAACAACGCGACUAAGGUUGGAGCUGAUUGCUCAACUAGCUUUAAGAGAGUUGAUAGUGGUUUCAAUGAGAACACGUUCUACGCAAACGCAUCUAGUUAUUAUGAAAGUGCCAUAAAACCGUCAGAAUUGACCGUGACUAAUACGUCGCAAUUAAACACUGCCAAAGGUGCAUUGAAAGAAAUAUCUAAUGUCCAUUGGAUGAGAGUUGAUAGUGGAUUCAAGGACGAAAAUUCUGCUGAUAGUAUGCAGUUCUAUCCCGUGCUUGACAGUUCAGUGAAAAAGUACAAUAGUUUCCAUUUUACAAAAGCCAAUACUGACGGAAAAGAGAAUGUACCUAAUGAAGAUUUCGAGAGAUUUCUUGUUCAACCCUCAAACAAGGACACAAUGUCUAUGUCAGACAUCUUCACUGAUGAUAUGACUUUCAAUUGCAAUUUUUCUUCAACACCAUCCAAGAACAAGUCACGCAGAGUACAUUCGUAACAUUAGUUUAAUUUUUAGUGACUAGUUUUGUUAAAAAUUAUGAAUUUAUAUGCAUUUAUGUAGUUAGAUAAUAAUUUAAUUUUUUUUGACGUUUCUCCAUUAUUAGUGGAUGAUUUUUAUAGGAUUAUUUGAAAUUGAGGUUUUGUAAAAGAAUAUGACUAUUAUAGUGGAUAAUGUUUUUGCAUGAUAUAUUUUUGUGACUUUUGAGGUGAUGUGUGUUUGUUUACUUGAGUCAAGUAAUAAAAUGAAAUAAAGUUUUAAGACUG
Messenger RNA from Manduca sexta (tobacco hornworm), 2628 nucleotides. It is a transcript of the gene bora, whose product is annotated as protein aurora borealis. Gene Ontology annotation, biological process: regulation of mitotic nuclear division; regulation of mitotic spindle organization; activation of protein kinase activity. The record is from RefSeq and is a predicted model, not a curated record. NCBI's taxonomy places the organism in Eukaryota, Metazoa, Arthropoda, Insecta, Lepidoptera, Sphingidae. Gene Ontology annotation, cellular component: nucleus; cytoplasm. Gene Ontology annotation, molecular function: protein kinase binding.